This is a messenger RNA of Mercenaria mercenaria, 2694 nucleotides long. RefSeq names its product lysosomal acid glucosylceramidase-like. Gene Ontology annotation, molecular function: glucosylceramidase activity. The coding region runs from base 27 to 1610 and encodes 527 amino acids. NCBI's taxonomy places the organism in Eukaryota, Metazoa, Mollusca, Bivalvia, Venerida, Veneridae. The transcript has a single exon. The record is from RefSeq and is a predicted model, not a curated record. Gene Ontology annotation, biological process: glucosylceramide catabolic process.
CGUAAGACGCUUUAUUAUUUUACAAAAUGGCGUGUGCAAUUUUAGAAUCUAUAUUAACGUUGUUAGCACUCAGUGCAUGCUUAGAUAAAGUGACAGCUGAAUCUGGGAUACUGCCGUGUGUUCCCAAGACUUUUGGCUCGUCCUCAGUCGUAUGUGUUUGUAACUCAACUUACUGCGACACAGUUGAAACCGAGGACGUGCUUCCUCCUGAUAGAUUUGCGGUGUACGUGACGACAAAAUCUGGCAGCAGGUUAAAAAAGACGGUCCUGCAUAGACAGAAGUUUACUGGGGAACAAAUAGCAGCAGACGCCAGCAAAAGUGUGCUAAUUUUUAAGGUCGAUACUUCCCACGUCAGACAGACGAUAGUCGGUUUUGGCGGCACGUUCACUGAUGCGAGCGGAAUGAAUAUUGCAAGCCUUUCUAAAAGUGCACAAGAGCAUUUGAUCAACUCGUAUUUCGGACCAGACGGUAUCGAAUACACAUUAGGCAGAAUACCGAUAGCAAGUAAUGACAUGUCGACGGACAUUUAUUCUUAUGAUUUCACCAAUGGCGACACUGGCUUGUCUAAAUUCACAAUAGCUGGCUAUGACCAUUUGUACAAAUUACCGUAUAUAGACCAAGCGGUUGUAGCGAGCAGAAGAAAUGUGUCACUUUUUGGAAGUCCGUGGAGUUCCCCGGAUUGGAUGAAAACCAACGACAACAUGGUUGGUUAUGGAACAAUAGCCGAUGGCAUGGCAAAGGUGUAUGCCAAUUACUUGGGCAGAUUUUUACAGGAAUACGAGUCUUUCAUGUUUCACGGCAGAAUGUGGGGAAUUACUCCACAGAGCGGUCCUGUAAGGAGCUGCAACAUCUCUAGUCAGCCUCAGUACCAGUCUCUGUGCUGGACUGCUGAAAAUAUGAGUGACUGGGUUGUGCGCGAUCUGAAACCUUCUCUACGUGAAUACGGAUAUGAUCACGUUAAACUGCUGGUAAUGGACGACAACAGAGACCAACUGCCGCAUUGGACAGAGGCAUUUCAAAGUGUGGCUAAACGAAAUGACAUUGAUGGAUUCGCAGUCCAGUCUCACCAUGACGGAUCCUCAAGCCCGUCAUUACUAGCGGACACACAUGCGAAGUUUCCGGAUAAGAUUAUAAUUGGAUCCGAAUUCAGCCUGCAUAGGAAACCGGCAGUAGAUUUAGGAAGCUGGGAAAGAGCCGAGACACUGGCAAGUAGCAUUUUCCAAGAUUUACAAAAUUUUGUGUCAGGAUACACGCAUUACAACUUGGCAUUAAAUGCAUCUGGAGGGCCUAGCUGGAUCAACAACAACGCUGACUGUCCAAUCAUUGUCGAUGCCACGAAUAAAGUAUUUUACAAACAACCUAUGUUCUACAUUAUGGGCCACUUCAGCAAGUUUGUUCCACCUGGUUCAGUUGCAAUAGGAUUAAAAUCAGACGGUCCUAUUUCAGUAGCUACACCAGCUGUUGCGUUCCUGCGCCCCGACGGGUCCAUUGCGGUUAUCAUGGCAAAUAUGUCCGAGGAAGAAGUGAAAAUACAGCUGGUCGAUGGAACGUUUGUUAUAAAAUAUACUCUUGAGCCAUCAUCUAUUCAGACACUUGUGUGGUGGAGCUAACUUGACACACUGUUUGGACUGAUCCUAUAUUUUCAAACUGACUUAUUAACCGUCACACACUCCAUUUGAAAUAUGUGUUUGCUUCUUAAAUACCAAUGUAUAUCCCACUCAGUUUUACAGUGCAAGUGCAAUCACAUCAAAUUUUCCCAGUUAUAAUAAUUUUGGUCCAACCAUAAAUAGGUACAAAUGGCAGGCUUUAAAACUGACAAUUGGGCAUAUCGGUAAAACCAUUGGAUGCUCCCUGAAAAUUGCACUCCUUCCAACGGAUAAUGAAGAAAUUAUGCACACCUCCUUUUUAGAGUGAAGCAUCUUGUGAAUUUUUGCUAAAUUCCAGGCACUGGUUGCUGAGAAAUACUCCUGACUAUGAUGGUGCUAUAGUUUACUAAUGUAUAAUCAAAGGGCAAUAAACUAGUGAAAAACCAUCAAACUGAAACAAAAAGAUAAUACGCACGUCUCCUGACGAUAGUAAAGCUUCCUAUGAAGUAUGGCUAAAUUCCAACCAGUGACUCCGGAAAGGUCAAGGUUACAGUAUACUAUAUACCAAUUAACCAGAUCACAAAUGGGGCAUCUUUUUACAAAUCAAUUAUUAGGACUCUUUUAGUACUUGUCUGGGUAUUUAAAACAAGGAACAUUGCUGAGAAGUUAUUUCAAAAUUGGGCCAGCCAUUUCCGAGGGAAAGAUUUUUAAACUUUUCUUUUUGGAUGCCAUGACAAUCAGAAUUCUGGAUUGAUAAACGAGUCUGCAAGAAGACCACCCAAGGAAUUUCUGUGAAGUUUAGUUAAAAUUUGCUUGGUUGUUUAAGAGAUGUUCUUUCCAGAAAUUUUGGACAACAGACAUACAGACAAAGGACAUUUAACGAUCCUUAAAGUUGCAGUGAACUAAAAAGUCAUGUCAAUUUUUUACCAUUUUAUUUCACCUUUGCACCUUGUACUCAAAUACAUAUAUUAUUACACCAAUAAGCUUUUAAAAAGGAAUUAUUCCAAUGCUGAAAUGUGUUAUUUUUCCAAAGAAUUUGAAAAUCUUCUAUUUGACUUUAUCUUGAGUUAAGAAUAUAUUACCAUUUUGAAUAUACUACUAAACAAGA